AUGACGACAGCGCGUAAAUCGGCUGCUGGAAACCAGAGAUGCUCUGGUUUGAACGGUGAACACAAGUGCCUGCCAGCCAACACGGUCCCAGCCAGCUCCACGUCAGCCAGAGGACAGGGAAGCUUCGUGCCGUAUGGAGCAACUUUACAAGCAACUGAGCCUGGUUUGGAUCGAUCACAAGUGUCCAAACUGAAGAUGUCCACUGCGCCCAACCAGAGCUAUCCGUCCCCAGGCAGCGCGGACACGGCGGACCCCUCCGGGAUGGAGAGGCACACGCGCCUCCUGCUCUUCGCCUUGUGCGUAACCAUCGCCGCCGCGACCUCAGUCGGAGGAGUGUAUUCACUGCUCUCUCUCCUCCGGAUGAGGAGGAAGACCUCCCUGUGUGUCAUCGUGGCUUCCAUGUCUGUGGACGACCUGCUCAGUGUGGUGCCCCUCUCCUUGUUCAUGCUCCUCCAGUGGGAGACCCCCGCAGGUGAGGGGUCGCGCCUCCUGUGCACUUUGUCGGGACUUCUGUACGUGUUCCAGGGGCUCUCCAGCAACAUGAAGGCUUGCCUCAUCGCAGCCUACACUUUCUAUGUCACCAAGAGGUUCGGGGUGCUCCAGUCCGCACGCCGGCCCCUCGGGGUUCUGUGGGCUGUCGCGGGCGUGUGGGCGGUGAGCCUGGCGGUCAGCGCGCUGCCUCUGUGCGGAUGGGGAAGCUUCACGCGCGCAUCUCUCGGGUGUUUCCCGGAGAGCGACAGCUUCUACGUGCUGCUGCUCUUCUCCCUGUACUCCCUGUGCUUCUGCGGGUCCCUCUUCUUCUUCACCCCGCUCACCUACCAGUUGCUGUGCUCCAGAGAGCCCCAGAGGAGCCUGCUGUACCCGAGCUGCCUGGACGUGUCCCGGGGACUGAGUGGCUCCGCGCCCCUCUGCGACCUCCAGUCCUUCUCCCGGGACAGCCUGCACAAAAGUUUGGGCGCGUACAACGAGCUGAGCCCGAGUUCGAGCGGGACGGAGAUGAGGGAGAAGGAGGACAGCUGUGUGUCCCCGGUGUCCCGGGGUGGACAGAGGACAGCUGCGGCUGUUGGAGACACGCCGGUGGUGUUCGCGCAGAAGCGCUUCUCCAUGAUUCUGGCUGUGGUCCGAGUGGUUUUAUGGAUGCCAAUGAUGACUUUGGUACUCAUAAGGCAUGCGGUGAACGUACGCAGCUCCUCCCUGGAGACGCUGAGCUUCUUCCUCACUCUGCUUGCACCUGCGGUCACUCCCCUCUUUGUGCUGUCGGAGCGCUGGAUCCACAUGCCAUGUGGCUGCUUCAUUAACUGCAAACGGAAUCUAACUCAGGAACCCCCAGUGAUGAAAAGGAAGUUUGAGUUCAACCUUUCCUUCCAACAAGGAUAUGGUGUCUACAAGUUAUCACACGCCACCAAGUCUUACAGCAGCUCCCCCGUGGAGAAACCCAAUUAUCACAGCCUUUUCAACUGUGACUUCUCAAAUCCCCGCCUUGACGCGCUGGAAAGUGGCGGCCUCUCCAGGCUUUGUCCCAACUUUGAUUUCAGCACCUCGCCCCCAGUGGACAGCUCCUCUCAGUCGGGCCUCCUCUCAGAGGCCAGGGGAGGGGAAGCACAGGCUGACUGUCCUCCACUGCCUCACGAGAACCCCAAGGAUGGUGAGGAGUUCCACCACGUCACCACACUGCCUUCUCACCGCCAGGAAAAGGAAUUCAACCUGAACGACUCCUCGUCUGUGUUUGAAGGGCCAGAGAGGAGGCUGUCGCAUGAGGAGUGUCGGAAAAUUGAGCUGACGGACUGGGAGUGGUGCAGGAGUAAAUCAGAGAGAACACCCAGACAGAAGUCAUCCGGUGGUCUGUCAAUCCCUCUUUGUGCCUUUCAGGGCACUGUCUCUCUGCAAGCACCCACAGGCAAAACGCUCUCUCUUUCUACUUAUGAGGUCAGCAGCGACGGACUCAAAAUCUCCCCCAAUAAUGCCAAGAAGGUGGAAGUGUAUCGCUCCAAGUCGGUUGGUCAUGAACCCAGUGCAGAUGAUGCAGCAUCUGGAGGCCGACGCCAAGCUGGAGACACGAGCACCAGCUGUGUUGGGAUGGGCAUGGAGAUCGGCGUGGGGAUGGGAAUCGGAGCCGGGGUAGGGGACACCAACGUAAAGAUUCACCUGGAGGUCCUGGAAAUCUGCGAUAACGAGGAAGCCAUGGACAGCGUCUCGAUCAUCUCAAACAUCAGCCAGUCUUCUACCCACGCCCGCUCGCCGUCGCUGCGUUACUCGCGCCGGGAGAACCGCUUCGUCUCGUGCGACCUGGGCGAGACCGCAUCCUACUCUCUGCUCAUCCCCAGCAGCGGCAACACCGAGGCAGAGACCAUCAAUAUCACUAUUCCUGACACCGUGGAAGCCCACCGGCAGAACAGCCGACGACAGACGCAGGAGAGCUCAGGGUAUCACGAGGAUAUACAGCUGCUAAAUGAGGCUUACAGAAAGCAGGCGGGAGAGGAGGAAGAGUGA
This is a messenger RNA of Nematolebias whitei (Rio pearlfish), 2490 nucleotides long. Its product is annotated as probable G-protein coupled receptor 149. Bases 1 to 2490 code for a protein of 829 amino acids. Gene Ontology annotation, molecular function: G protein-coupled receptor activity; neuropeptide binding. Gene Ontology annotation, cellular component: neuron projection; membrane. The record is from RefSeq and is a predicted model, not a curated record. Lineage: Eukaryota; Metazoa; Chordata; Actinopteri; Cyprinodontiformes; Rivulidae. The transcript has 6 exons. Gene Ontology annotation, biological process: neuropeptide signaling pathway.